This is a messenger RNA of Sphenostylis stenocarpa, 210 nucleotides long. The record is from the annotation of a GenBank genome assembly. Lineage: Eukaryota; Viridiplantae; Streptophyta; Magnoliopsida; Fabales; Fabaceae.
AUGGAGAUGAUAGUAACAAAGCAUCAUAAUGAUAAAUGUGGAAAAUUCAAGGUUAGGUUUGCCUUCCCUUUUGGACACCAUAUCCAUGAACAAAUACUGAGCGAGGAAUUAGAAAUAUUGGACCAUCAAAUUUUAGCUUUGGCCUUUGGCAAAAGAAAACACACACGUGGAAAAGCACACAUAUGUGCUCUUUCAUAUCUUGAAGAGUGA